Molecule: messenger RNA, 1832 nt
Organism: Aegilops tauschii subsp. strangulata
Lineage: Eukaryota; Viridiplantae; Streptophyta; Magnoliopsida; Poales; Poaceae
Source: RefSeq, a predicted model, not a curated record
AAGCCUAGCCGCGCGCGUCCCCGCGUCCCAGAUUAUAACCAGCAGCGCCGGAUCCAGCGCCGUGUUCCGCCGCCAGGCCCCUUUCGCGCUCCCCGUCCGCCGUCGCCGUCCAUUCCUUCCAUCUGAUCCGAUCCCCGCCUGCUCCUUCCUCUCCUGGGGUCCAGGGUUUUAGGGACGUCGGCAUGGUGCAGCCCCGGGGCCGGCCGCGGAGGAAGCGGCGUGCAAGCCACACGGAGACUGUUGCCCCUCGUGCGUCGCCGGCGGGCGCCCUGGAGGAGGAGGGGUUAGGCGACGGGAAUGAGGCCACUCAGAAGCGCGUUAGGAGUUGGACGGCGCAGCCAUCUCAGCUUCCGCUUCCACUGCAGGAAUUCGGGACGACGAAGCCACCUCCUCUUCUUCUGCCUCCGCUGCAGGACAUGUAUGUCAAUAUAAUUAAUGAACCGCUCCCACUUGGUCUACGGUUGAAAAAGAGCCCAUCUUUUGUAGAUCUUAUUUGUAUGUGUCUUUCAAAGGAAAACUCUACCAAGGAAAACUCUACCAAGGAAAUCUCUACCAAGGAAAACUCUACCAAGGAAAUCUCUACCAAGGGCCGUUCUGCUAUGAAAGAUAUUGUUUCCAAGCCCCCGUUAAAGAAAGAUGUAGUAAAAGCUUCAAAUUUUCCUGCAAACUUUCUUAAGAUUGGUAAUUGGGAGUACACAUCGCAGUAUGAAGGUGAUUUGGUUGCAAAAUGCUACUAUGCAAAGCAUAAGCUUGUCUGGGAAGUUUUGAACGAUGGUCUUAAGAGUAAGAUAGAGGUCCAGUGGUUAGAUAUUACUGCUAUAAAGGCAACUUGCCCUGAGGAGGGAGAUGGCACCUUGGAACUGAUGUUGUCUCGGCCACCCAUUUUCUUUCAAGAAACCGAUCCUCAACCAAGAAAACAUACAUUAUGGCUGGCGGCACCAGAUUUCACUUGUGGACAAGCAAUCAUGUGCAGGAGGCAUGUUUUGCGCUGCUCUUCGAGUGUGUUGAGCAGAAAUUUUGAAAAGCUUAUUCAGUGUGAUGAGCGACUAAAUGAGCUGAGCCGACAACCAAUUAUCAUGUCAGAUUCUCCAUUUAUUGGAAACAUAAGCUCCAUAUUUGGAAAUCCAAAUGAAAGUUCCGGCCCUUCAUCCAUGUUCGCACAUCAUGUGUUACCAUGUGAUACUUCUCCAGUGUUCCAAAGGGAUGGGGUGAAGCAUCAUCAGCCAUUGAACUUAGGUGCCACUGCUUCAGAUGUCCAAGCAAAAAUUGUUGCUCAAGAACAAAGGAACCUCAAUUUGUGCAAUCAUGCCAGCCCUGAGGUGCCGAAAGAAUUUCAGGAGAUUGCUGAGAGCCUCUUAAGCGAUACACAUGCCCCGCCAUCCGCGGAUGAGAAAUAUCUGCUGGCAAGAGUGGACUCGCUUAGCAAUUUGAUUGAGAAAGGCGCUGCGCCAUCCACCGUAUCUGUUCCUGAGCGCAACUACACCAUUGCUGCAGGCGAAGUAGGUCAUGAUGCCUUUGCCGAGGAACUCGGAUUUUGUUUCGAAGACGAAGAACAAUGGGCGCCUGCGGGGAGAACUGUGGAUGGCGGCGCAGGACCGCCUGCCAUCUCUAGAAAGGAGUCCGUGGCGGGUCUGUUUGAGAACAUCCAUCGCCGCAUACCAUCUAUGUCAGAGUUGUUCGACAUAGCAGAGGAUUGAGAGAACUCCGGUUAGCGCUCCGGAUUUGGAAAUGUUUCGAUCAUGAGGAACUGUGCCUUCUUAGACUUGUUUUGGUCUCCUGUCUGUAACUUACCUGACUCUCAUUUGGCAACAACUGAAAUUUGCGCAACCCCA